Messenger RNA from Caenorhabditis remanei, 816 nucleotides. RefSeq lists its product as uncharacterized. The record is from RefSeq and is a predicted model, not a curated record. The transcript has 4 exons. The coding region runs from base 1 to 816 and encodes 271 amino acids. Lineage: Eukaryota; Metazoa; Nematoda; Chromadorea; Rhabditida; Rhabditidae.
AUGAAAAAUCUGAAAAAACAACAUGAGGCUCGACAGGAAGCUUUGCAGGAAGAACUAAAAAAUGUUAAGAAGGAUGAAAAGAAAAAGAUUAGGAAAGUGGAGAAGGAGUCUGAAAAACUUAAAGAAAAACGGGAAAAUCAGCUGGCCAAAGAACAGAAGGAUAUAGAGGAAAUGACACAACAGUAUGCAAAUGAGAGAAAGAAACUAAUAGAUGAUCAGUUCAAAAUGAGAAAGGAAAUGGCGGAAGAGAAGCGGAAAAACCGCGAGUUGGAACAAGAACAAGAUUUACAGCAACUUAAGUAUCUAACAAGUGCUGUCAAUGCUCUAAUCGCAAAUGAUGCUACUAAAAGAGUCUUGGAACAAACCAACAUAAUCACGGAUAUUGUCCAAAAUACCACAGAGUCCUUGAUGAAACUAAAUGUUUAUUGUAUAUCAGACUCUCCUAAAGAACAUCAAGGCAAUGUUCGUUUGGAGUUGGAUGAGAUCAACAAAAUGAAGUCGAUGUUCAAGUUCCAAGCCUCCAAGAUUCAGCAACACUUUAUGAAUGAGAGCAGUGCGAAUCCUGACGCUGUCAAAAUUUGCAAGAAUUAUCUGCGACAGUUGGAAGAGGCAAUGAGAAGUAAGCAACUAAUUGCAAUCUGUGCAUUGCUUCAAUUUGAUCUUGCCAAAGGAAAUAUCAGAAAAAUUCAAUCCUACGGGAAUGACGCGGACUCUUUGGCUCAGAAACUGGAAACGAUUCAAACAGAUGUUGCUUUUGGUGGCAUUUGCAUGAAAGACCUUAAGUCUGUGAUGGAUCAAAAACAAUUGAAAAAUUAG